Oppiella nova is the source of this 2001-nucleotide messenger RNA. NCBI's taxonomy places the organism in Eukaryota, Metazoa, Arthropoda, Arachnida, Sarcoptiformes, Oppiidae. The record is from the annotation of a GenBank genome assembly.
CUAUUAGUGCCAAUAAUCUCAGCGCAGAUUAGUUUCUUUGAUAAUCGUUUCCCUCCGGCGCCGGCGACCAGACGUACGGUCCUUCGAAACGGUGCUUUCAAUGGCAGACGCAAUGCAGCCCUUCAACAGUCGCCCGCAGAUGAACCACAAGACCAACAGAUAUCGCAAAUACACGAGGACUCUGUACAAGAGGGCCAGGAUGUGGACAGUCAGAGACCUAUAGUUCAACCCCCAGUGCCAACACAGCGUCCACAACGCGGCCAACAACCAGCUCCUAGUCGUACCCAAACCGGCUUUCCUUCAAGAGUUCCUCAACAACAACAACAACCACAGCAAGAGUUUGAUGGCAUCGGACAGACACACGUCGGCACUGAUGACGGAUCGGAUGAGGUGUUGACCCAAAAGGAGGACUCAGCCCUCACAGACAUAUCGAUGGAAGACGUGUCGACCGAACGCGUGACCCCUGGAGUCACCUUCACGUCCACCGAAGACACCACCAGAGAUGACUUCACGCCCACAGCACCCGUCCAGAGACCUCUCACCACAACCACCACUGGAACCACUGCAGGACAGAGGAAGGGUGGGUCCAGAGGUGGACAGACUGGUAGUCGAGGUGUUCAGAAACCGAUAUCAGGCGGCAGCCAAAGGGGUGGAACUACACCUCAAAGACCCACAACUCCGCGCCGGCCAUCAGCUCCGAGAGAGAGACAACAAGUGACACAAGUAAUGGACACAGUUGUAGACAUUGACGGACAGACACCCGUAGACCAGACCAGUGAUGGACAGGUGGAAGACGGAGGAGCGAGCGGUGGUGUUAGAGGAGGACAGACACCAGACACUGAUCACGACAGGACUCAAGCGGGCGGUGUGGGCGGCGGUGACCAUGGAGUACACGACGACGGACACCACGACCACCACUCGAGUGAUCCCAUCCAAUGGCUUCGGGACGCUAUACGUGGAGAGCCCGGCGCUGAUUACCCCAUAUUUUAUACUCCGCCCGAAACUGGAUUCAAGUGCACUGAUCAACAGUUUCCCGGGUAUUACGCGGAUGUGGAGGCGCGCUGUCAGGUGUUCCACAUCUGCCAAGAAAAUGGUCGCUCGGAUGCCUUCCUGUGUCCGAACGGAACGGUAUUCUCUCAGCAGUCGUUUGUCUGCGUUUAUUGGCAUGACUUCGACUGCUCGACUGCCACCCAAUACUAUAACCUCAAUCAACAGCUAUAUUCUGCCCCCGAAACCAGUCAGCCCUCACAGGACGCCCAACCAGUAGACGAUGGCUUCGAGAAGCCCAGCUCUCCUCGAGCGGGAGGCAGACCUUCCGCCCCGUCAGGCGGUCGUCCCGCUGGUGGCCGACCAGUAGGCGGAGCGCCCGUUGAUUCGGUUGGCGGCCGACCCGGCGGACCGACUGACGAAAGAAUUCAAAUGCCUUUUGACGACUCGGUUGAGGGUCAGGAGGAGGACACCGGAAAGGGAACGGACACCGAAUCACCUCAGGUUCAGACGGUUACCGAUGGCUCACAAGAGGUCAUCGGCGACGAGACACCGGCUUUCGAUGGGGUCACCACUACUACUCAAACUGGUUUGAGAGCACCUAAUGGUCGACCCUCUGGUGGCCUCAAAGGAGUCAAAAGUGGAAACGGCGGUAGUCGACCCGCAAAGAUGGGCGCACCCGUCACCAGAAAGACGGCUCAAACAGGUGUUCCCCAACAACGCAUUCCUAUCACAACUACCCGACCAAUUGGUGGUUCCCGACCGUCAAAGACAGGCAGUUCGCGACCGUCGAUCACUGGCGGUCAGCCAUCCAUUCCCAGCUCACCCGCAGAUAAUGCACGCAAUGGCUUAACAAAAUCAGUCAGACCUCAGACCAGUUUGAAUGGAGGACAGGUGGGAUCCCGACCCCGCACUAGUGGUGGCACUAAAUCUGUUUAUAGGACACAACAGCUGAAGGAGUUGGACGGACAACAGUCUGCGCCCAACAGUUGGUAUUACUAUUUCAAUCUGUAA